AUGGCGAUAAUCGGUUCUGGGAGGUUUAAUCCCCCUGGUGCAGAGCUUAUUGAGUGGGAAAAACAUCCUGCUGCGUCGAUUCCAUGUCAACGGAUGAGCCAAGCGGAAUGUCAACAGUUCAGAGAAAAGUACAACGUCCCCGAAGAGUGGGAGGUAGAGUUCAACAGCCAUCUACGAGCAUGUCAUCCCGUCGCCGGCCGCCUUUGCAUUUAUAAGUGUGCUUUUGACAGGGGCUUUCGGCUCCCUCCCCGGAGAAGAGUGAUGACCUUACUUCAACAUCUUACUAUCGCUCCCGCCCAACUGUCUCCCUUCGGAUGGCGAUACUUGAUGGGGUUCCUCCUUAUUUGUCAUUCUGGCAAAAUUGAGCCAACUGGAGACCUCUUCGACUAUUUCUUCACGACCAACCGCGACCCCGGAGGGUGGAUCUCCAUCUCCCCUCGGAUCGUGAAAGAUAGCCGUCUUCUCGCCUGCAAGGGAUACUCUAAUCUUGAGAUUUCUGCUUCGACUCUCAUGCAAUCCGGCGGGUCGAAAGAUUCUGAUGAUUGGAAGGAGCGUUUUGUCUUCGUCCGCCCCAGGCCAUCCGGCUCUUCUCAAGAGAUCUGGUCUGUCAGUAACGAGUGGACUCUGGACACUAAGCACAAGCGUCCGAGCGUCGAGACCAUUGAAGAUUUCGCCUGCCGACUUAUGAAGAACAGUCGGAACUGGGAAGAAGGAUGGCUCUCCAAUCCCAGCCUUUCCCAAGCGGGUUUGGACGGCGAGAACUAUGAAGAGGUCUGGGAAAUAUCUUAUUCUGCUAUCACCAAAGGAAUGAUUUUGGACUUCCCUGGGAGUAAGGGCCCUUCGGCACCUUCCGGCAACCAGAGGGUGUUGGAGAGGACUGCGCCUCCCGAGCGAAUUCCAAAGAGCAAGAAGAGUAACAAGAAGAACUCAUUACCGUCCAGGUCGCGAAGGGCGGUGGAGGAAGACCCCGGGACCUUCCAAGAGGCUUCCAAGGGGAGCAUUGCUGGGGGUUCGGGGGACCCAUCUUCCCGUUCGGGGGACCCAUCUUCCCCGCUUCUCCUUUCUCAAACCAGAGACUCUCCGACCGCGCGGCGAGAAGCCUCCACCAUGCCUGCGCGCUUGCCGAUCUCUCCCGAAGACGAUUCGGCGACCAUCGCUCAGGUGCUUGCUGUAGCUCGCGCAGAGGCCCAGAAAAGGCAAACCAUGGCAGCGGGGCGUUCGGAGCUGACGGGAGAGGCUUCGCUGGAGGAGGCUUCGGUGUUGUCGGCGAAGGAGAUUUUAGCGCGCCGGACGAAGCGUCGCAGGAUGGAAGCCGCCUCCCCAGCUGCUGCUCCCUCCGAGCCUUCGGCUCCUAAAGCCACCAAUGCUCUUUCAACGGCUUUAGUCUUACCGGAGACUCUACGAACUCCGAACGAGAUCGACUAUUGCGCUGAAAUUCUAAGGAACCUUACGGAGUUCCAAGGUCUGGUCUCUCGACGAGAGUCCGAACUUCAAACUCGGAUCAUCUCCCUGGAGUCUGAAGUGGAAAGGCUUCGAGGGUUGGAAUCUCUUUCUUCCCAACUGUCGGGUCUCGAGCACCGUGUUCAUAUUUUAACCAAGUCUGUGGAGCUGGCGCAAGAAGAUGCCCGACUUGCCAACGAAGCCGAAGCUCAAGCUCGGGAGGAUUUGGAGUUGGUCCAGAAGAACAUGCUUGAGGCUAAUCAGGCCAAUUCCCGACUUGGGGAGGAGCUGGAUUCCACUAAGGUUGUUAAUCGCCAGCUUCAGGAGGAUAUAAAAAGACUCACUCUAGAGCUGAAGGAGGCCAAGAAGGGACAGGUCGAAGCGUUGGAGUCUUAUUCCCGGUGCAAAGAAGACCUUCGUACCGCUCAUGCCCAACUUCAAUCUGCCCUCAAGGAUGCCCAAGUGGCUUUUCAGAAUGGUCGAGAGGAUUUCCGAAGCUCUGAAGCUUAUGCCGCGGAAUUAGAAGGAGUUCUUCGGGGUGGGUUUGAGCAUAUGAGAAAACUCAUCAAAGAGCGCUUCCCGAACUUGGAUGUAGACUCCAUCCCCUUCGAUGUUGUCGCCGCCUUGUCUUCUUUAGAGUAG
Messenger RNA from Diospyros lotus (date-plum), 2082 nucleotides. RefSeq lists its product as uncharacterized. The transcript has 4 exons. NCBI's taxonomy places the organism in Eukaryota, Viridiplantae, Streptophyta, Magnoliopsida, Ericales, Ebenaceae. Bases 1 to 2082 code for a protein of 693 amino acids. The record is from RefSeq and is a predicted model, not a curated record.